AUGGAUAAAGAGGCCAUUACACAAGUUGGCUCUGAUCAGCGCUCUAGCGAUGAUCACAACAGUGCCGAAAAGGGGUACUUCGAGCAAGUCGACCUCCACAACAAUAUCUCUGCCAAAAUCAAGAACCCGUUGGCUCACUUGACCAAGAAUCAAAUCAUCCGUGACGUUGAAGAAUUCGCUCAAGAAUACAACGUCGCAGAUAUUCUCCCGGAAUUGAAGAAGGGAGCGCUAGUUGCCCGGGAUCCUGCCGAGUUUGAAACGGUGACAGACUUGAACGAGACCGAGCUUACUGCGCUACGCGACGAAGUGCUUCACAAGUGGCGUCAGCCCAAGCAACUCUACUUCACAAUCAUUCUUUGCUCCAUCGGUGCAGCAGUACAAGGAUGGGAUCAGACAGGCUCCAAUGGUGCCAACCUGUCAUUCCCUGAUGCCUUUGGAAUCUCAGACCAGAAGGGAGCCCCCAAUGCGGAUCGAAACCUGUGGCUUGUUGGUGUCAUCAAUGCUGCUCCCUACAUAGCUAGUGCAGUUCUUGGAUGCUGGCUUUCAGAUCCAUGCAAUCGUUUCCUAGGCCGUCGCGGCACAAUCUUCAUGUCCUCCAUCUUUUGUGUCCUUACCCCCAUUGGCUGCGCAUUGACCCAGACUUGGGUCCAAUUGUUCAUUGUCCGUCUACUCCUCGGCAUUGGUAUGGGUCUCAAGGCUUCAACAAUCCCCAUCUUCUGCGCCGAGAACACUCCUGCUGUUAUCCGUGGUGGUUUGGUUAUGUCUUGGCAACUCUGGACAGCGUUUGGAAUUUUCCUCGGAUUCAGUGCCAACCUUGCAGUUAAAGACACCGGAAGUAUCUCCUGGCGCCUCCAAUUGGGAUCCGCAUUUAUUCCUGCUGUUCCCCUCCUUUUCGGUGUCUACUUUUGCCCUGAGUCUCCCCGUUGGUAUAUUCGACGAGGCGAGAUGAGCAAGGCAUACCGAUCUCUUUGUCGUCUGCGCAACACACCCUUGCAGGCUGCUCGCGAUCUUUACUACAUCCAUGCCCAGAUCAAGAUCGAGUCGAGCUUGAUUGGUGAAAGCAAUUAUGUUACUCGAUUUGUGGAGCUUUUCACUAUUCCUCGCGUUCGCCGUGCCACUCUUGCGUCUUUCGUCGUCAUGAUCGCCCAGCAGAUGUGCGGUAUCAAUAUCGUUGCCUUUUACUCUUCUACCGUGUUCUCCAAUGCUGGUGCCAAUGACACAGAAGCCCUCUUUGCCUCCUGGGGCUUUGGUCUGGUCAACUUUUUGUUCGCUUUCCCGGCUAUCUGGACUAUCGAUACCUAUGGUCGUCGGUCUUUGCUGCUGUUUACUUUCCCGCAAAUGGCUUGGACUUUGCUUGGAGCUGCAUUCUGCUUCUGGACACCCGAGGGCACAAAAGCUCACUUGGGCUCGAUUGCUUUCUUUGUCUUCCUAUUUGCUGCUUUCUAUUCUCCUGGUGAAGGUCCUGUUCCUUUCACUUAUUCAGCAGAGGUGUUCCCUCUUUCCCAUCGUGAGGUCGGCAUGUCUUGGGCUGUGGCAACCUGUCUGGGAUGGGCGGCUGUGCUCUCCAUCACAUUCCCCAAAAUGUUGGCUGUGAUGACAGCGACUGGAGCAUUCGGCUUCUAUGCUGGUUUGAAUGUGACUGCUCUGGUCAUGAUUUUCCUUUGGGUCCCUGAAACCAAACAGCGCACCCUAGAAGAGUUGGACUACAUCUUCGCAGUUCCCACCCGAGUUCACAUGAAGUACCAGGUUACUAAGGCGCUUCCUUACUGGUUCAGGCGCUACAUUUUCCGCCAGAAUGUUACAUUGGAGCCUCUAUACAAGUUUGACCAUCUUGCGAGUGGUGCUGAGGUUGAUGCUGCUUCGCGGAAGCAGAGUGUUGUCUCUGAGCACAUCAAAUCGUAG
Messenger RNA from Penicillium soppii, 1902 nucleotides. RefSeq names its product Major facilitator superfamily domain general substrate transporter. Gene Ontology annotation, biological process: transmembrane transport. The record is from RefSeq and is a predicted model, not a curated record. The transcript is spliced from 6 exons. Gene Ontology annotation, molecular function: myo-inositol:proton symporter activity. Lineage: Eukaryota; Fungi; Ascomycota; Eurotiomycetes; Eurotiales; Aspergillaceae. The coding region runs from base 1 to 1902 and encodes 633 amino acids. Gene Ontology annotation, cellular component: membrane.